This is a messenger RNA of Argiope bruennichi, 912 nucleotides long. RefSeq lists its product as uncharacterized. The record is from RefSeq and is a predicted model, not a curated record. Bases 130 to 912 code for a protein of 260 amino acids. NCBI's taxonomy places the organism in Eukaryota, Metazoa, Arthropoda, Arachnida, Araneae, Araneidae. The transcript has 4 exons.
AGUCCGGCGGAUGUGGUCAUCGCAGAACGAUGGAAGUGGUAUCGUUUUGAUGAACCUGAGGAAUCAUCCGUCUAAGCUUAUUUUUCUAUGCCAUCUUGAUUAGUGCAUCGAUUUCUCUAAUUGUCCAAAAUGAGCAAAGGCAGGAAAUACAAUUCCAGACACAUCUUGACGCUUUUGGCUUUCAUACUUUUGUGCCGAUGUGCAGUUGGAGGCCUCAUGCACAUGAUGAUGAUGAAGAAAAUGAUGGAUAAGCAUCACCAUCACGAAGAUCAUGGAGGAAAAAGUAUUGGCAUAACCUUCAAACCAAUCGCUAUACCCAUUCCUUUGCCAAUAGCCUAUGUAGAAAAAGAAAGCAUGAAGGCACAGAAGCCUUGGCCUGAGGAAUCUAAAUCUAAGGGAAUGAUGUGGAAAAUGAUGAAAAUGAAAAUGAAGAUGAAGAUGAUGAUGAUGAAAAAGAUGAAAAAAAUGAUGAAAGGCUCCAAGGCUAAAGGCUGUUGCCCAAUGAUGAUGCCACAAAUGAAAGCCGCAUGGCCAAUGAUGAUGCCGACGAUGUGUCCUCAGAUGAUGAUGAAUGGAUGUGGCAUGAUGAAUGCUUGUAUGAUGAAGGCCGGUUGGCCAAUGAAAGGAAAAGCUGCCGAUUGUCCCGAACCUGAAGAAGAGGAGGAAAUAGAAGAGGACUGGCCUGAUUACUACGAAGAAGAAAUGAUGGAAGACCAGUACGCUUGGGACACGAAGGCAGUGCCAGUGUAUAAGCUUCCAGAUGACAAGAAAAAAUCAAAAAUGCAGAAAAAAGGGGACGAUUUAGACGAAAAGAAAACGAAGGACGUGAUUGUAUGGGUAAAAGUGAAAGAUUCUGAAAUCGUUGGACCUCGCAAUAAAUUCGAUUAUGAUUUCGAUUACAUUUCGUUAUAA